Gallus gallus (chicken) is the source of this 6671-nucleotide messenger RNA. It is a transcript of the gene TOPAZ1, whose product is annotated as testis and ovary specific PAZ domain containing 1. The transcript has 22 exons. The record is from RefSeq and is a predicted model, not a curated record. Gene Ontology annotation, molecular function: protein binding. Gene Ontology annotation, biological process: spermatid development; spermatocyte division. The coding region runs from base 142 to 5754 and encodes 1870 amino acids. Lineage: Eukaryota; Metazoa; Chordata; Aves; Galliformes; Phasianidae.
GGGGGUGGGAACUGGCUGGUGGCUGUGGGCUCGCAGGCUGUGCUUCUGUCGGGCCAGGUUUUGCUGAGGCAGGAGAAGAAGGAGCAAGCCAAGAGUAGGCAGAGGCCAGGUGGUAAGAAAAACAAGGGGGUACAGAGAAGGAUGUCUUCUGAAAGGAAGAAUGGUUCUGCUCUGCAGGUAUCAGACAGUUCUGUGUGUGAAGGUGGGCAGGCAGCAGCCAUAGUGGCAGGAGUGUGUUUGGAAAAGACUGUAGGCAAAGAGACAGGACAAGGUCAGCAAUCGUUUUGCUUAGGAACUGACUUGCAGAAGAAAUUGUCAGGAGAGACUGGCAGCCCAGAAACACCAAACCUCUCUGGUUUCCAGGAGAAUACAAGAUGCUCUGGAAAAAAACGCAAGCAUUCCUAUAUGGAAUUGAAAUUGCAAAUCCCAGCCUUGGAGGAGGAUCUUGAGAGAACAGAGAGGCAUAGUGUUGUUUCCUGUUUGUCAGAACCUGAGGUGCUGCAGCCUAGAAUGGGCACGUGUAGCACUGAAAUGAAAGGCACUGCCUCCUUAAUGAUACUGAAUCUGCAAAUCCCAGGUCUUAAGAGUUUGGGGACUGAGGAGUCUUUCUUGUCUGAACCAAAACCUCAGGAAGUGGUGGAUAAUCCAGAGAUUAUAGAUGGGUGUUCCUUAGAAAGGCUGAAAAAGCCAAAGAAGGGAGGAAAGAGGUACUUGACAAAGAAGGGCAGGCAAUCUUUGGUGAAAUCAGAACUACAGGGGGCAAGAAGAUCUGCCCUGCUAGAGCUGUAUACACAGUGUGUGGAGUCCAAGGAAAAUGCUGCAGUUUUAACAGAGGAAGACUCAUUGCCGUUACUAUGUGUGCAGGGCUUAAGUGGCCAAGAACAAUCAACAACUGAAGAGGAGCAGCACAAGUGUUGCAUCGUCGAGCAUCAGCUGAGCUCAGACCUUCAGAAAGGAGCAGAUGGCGUGCAGGAAAGUGCAAAGAAAAAACAGAAAAAAAAUAAACAAAACUCAGGUAUACAAGCUGUGAAGAAGUGUAAAAAAAAUCUCAUGAGAUCAGAAAAUCCCUGUGGAAAGGAGUCUCACUUCUUGGAAUCUCCUGCAGUUGAUGCAUUAACUGGGACACAAAGCAAGAUUUUUGUAUGCCAUCCUGAAACUAAAAGAUCUGGUGUACAGCGUAAAAAAAGAAAACCCAGAACUGAUUCUAUCAAGUGCAUGCAGAAUUUUAGCCUAACUACAGCUGAAAAAGCAAUGAAUUCAGAACAUAAUGAUGCUGAGAAUAGUAGAGACAGCCUAAACAGCUGUGACGACUUGCUGGAUGUAACAAGGAAGAACCCAUUUGUAAGAUUGGAGGCCUGUAGUUUCAUCAAUACAUUUGUAAAAUCUUCAAUGAAUGGAGCUACGAGCACCUUUAAUGUAAGUGGAUUCUUCCAUAAAGCCCAGGAUGAGAGGAAUUCCAUUAGUCCUGGCGGUACUGUAGAAUGGAGUGAUAUGAAUUGCAGCCCUAAUAGAAUGCAAGAUGAGAGAUCACUCAUUAAAGAUAGUUUAGUGUUUAAUAAAGAAGGGCAUUUUUCAUGCAACCAGAGCAAAAACAGUAAGUUCUCAAGGGAAAAAAAGCGUAGUACUGUUAGAAAGAGUAGAAAAAAGAUGAAAAUCACUGAGAUGUCAGCCAUGCAGACUGUUUUGCCGGAUGUUACUAAUGAAUGCAGUAAGCGUGCGUUACCAGCAGAAGCAGCAGUUGCCUCUUCAGACUCUUCUGCAACCUUAGGGCUAAAUAAUCAAGAAGUAUCUCUGUCAAAUGUGUAUGAUUGUGCAUCUCAUCUACAUACAGAAAGCAAUACUUCUGAAGCGCAGAAGAGUAGAAAGAAUAGGAGAAAGAACAGUACUAAACUACUUGCAUUUGAAGAUGGCUGUAAGAAGACAUCUGAUCUGUCUGUAGUAGCAGAAAGAAAAGAUUCAAACACUGUGGCAUCACAGUGCCACCCUGUUACCUCAGGUAGCCUGAGAGCACUAACUCAUGCCCAUAAUGUUUCUUAUCAUCACAACAGCAUGACGGAUGAAAAAUUAAAUAAAGUUAGAAAGAAAUUGCAGCAGUUUACCUGUCAACGAGCAAUACCUAUGACUGGCAAGCAUGUUUGGCCUAUUGAAUCUUGUGCCAGGACUUCUGGAUGGAUCCCUAAAAGUUGUGGGUCUGUCUCAGAAGGAAAAAUAAUUUUAAGUCCAGUCUUUGCAGAGUCCUCUGAUGAAAGCAGUGUAAAAACCAUAGGAAACAGUGCUGUGACAGGGAGUUUGAGACAGUUGGUUUUGCAUACAUCAUUGGCAGAAGUUAACAAAGAACCUGAACAUAAAAUAAUGGAUUUAAAUGCUGGAUGUCUAACUUCAGUUGAAAUCUCAGAAUCCUCUUCUGUGGGUAUUAAUGAGACUUGUAGAAUGAGCAGUGAAAAUGCGGAAUCACCAGUUAAUAUGGUUAAAAGUGCUGUGCCUUUUAACCCUGAUGAUAUGAAAGAAGAUGAAGCAACCUCAAAUUUUACAACAAGUGCAAAAGAUAAAGGAGCUGUAACAAAGAGAAACCCGUCGGUGGCAGGCCAGAAUACUGCAUCUAAAGGAAAACGAAACAGAGUAAACUUAGACCAUAAAGCAUCAGUUGUGAACCAGAUGCUUUCUGAUUUAAAACAAACAACAGUACUAAACACCAGAAACCUGACGAGUUUCAAAAUACCUUUACGCAGAAACAAACCUGAAUCUGGGACACUGGAACCUGUCAGUUCAUUUGAGAGUAAGACCUGUAGCCUACCAGAGCUUCUUGAUAGCUCUGGUGUUUCAGGAAGACAGAAAAGAGAUGAGGAGACUACCUCGAUAAAGGUUAAGCAGCAGCCUCCUCCUGUAGUAAGUGAUGCUCUAUCUACAGCUUCCGUGAAGAAAAAAGCUGAUGAGGUUAACAAUAAGGACUUUUGGCAUGAUGGCUCUGAAAGGCUUUCAGAUGAGAUGUCCACACUCCCUGAUCCUGUCUUUUUAUAUCCAUGUCGUCUUGAGAGGCAGUUAAAGUCAUCUGCACCUGACUUCUGUGGUACUGAAUGUGUAUGGAAAUCAGAGGUUUCCCAUCAUUCAGGGGAUACAGUUGACCACCGUGUUGCAUUAGAAAUACGUGAUGAUAGCACAUCAAAAGUCAAUCUUCCACAACACAAAAGUGAAAAGUUUCCAGAUGUUCUUGAAGCUUACAACAAAGAUGUUCUUGUCAUUGAUGUGAUCCAGGAUGACCCCGAUCUUUUUGGAACCAGUGGCGAAGAGGAGCUUACAGUCACAGACAGUGAAAAUUGUCCUGCAGAGGCAUGCUGUUCUAGCAUCUUCGUUAAAGAAGAAAAGCAAUGUCUGGAGUGUGCUGUUACUUCAGAAAGCAGUCAUUCAGUAAACGGUAAUUUUAGAGACGUUAAUAUACAAGAAUCUGGAAAGUCGAAUGAUGCUGAAAAUUCAUGGGAUUUGAUGCUAAAAGCUUCAGAUAUUAAAACCCACAAUUCCUCCAGUGGAAACAGUCCUAUGCGAAGUUUUACUGAGGACUCUUUUGAAGAUGGACAACUAACAGAGCUAGAUGAACUUCUAAAGAGUUUUGAAAUAGAUGAAAAGUUCAAAUUUGCAGAUGGAGUGGCUGCUGUGGAACCAAGUGAAAAAAGUGAAGCUGAAAAAAGUGACUGUAAAUACAGAGAUCUUGUGAACUGUGAACUGCUCUCAGAAUUGCCGUUGCAUGCCCCGAAUGUAAACAAAUUCAGUGAAAGUAUGCUGCAGAAACCCUGGAAGAAUGAUUUUAGAUUCUCAGGAAAAAGUCUUUCACUGCCCCUGCAAACUUACAGAGAUUCUGAGACAGGGAAGACAGACAAAAAUAUAAAAGCUUCCCAUUCAGUCCAGCAGAUCCUGGAGAUGAUUAACUUACCCCGUAGAUACUGCAGAUUUUAUUUCAUGACUUUGCGUGGCUGUGAAAGGUCAAAAUGUUGGUUUUGGCACGUUCCUAAACGAGGGCAUGAAAAGAUUUGCAUGGCAAUACUUAAGACAUACAUUAGUAUCAAUGAAUCAGGCCUUCUGAAACGUGCAGUCCAAAUAUUUGCCAGGUAUUACAGAGAAGUUACCCCUGGUGAGAAUUUUGAUUUUCAAGUGCUGAAUGAUCUUCUCAUUUGUUUGCUCAAGAAAUGUUUGUUGCAAGAAGUGUUCCAGAUGUUGAACGUAACUGCACAGAUUAAUACACUACCAGCUUUAGAAGUUCUUCUCAGAGUUUUUGAAUGUGUGGCUUCCUUGAAUGUAAGAGAUGCUGUGCCUACACUGAUCAGUAGCUUUUGUAAGCUCGUUGAUGCUGGUAUGUUUCUUGAGUAUGAACAUUUUAACUACAUAAUUAAACUCCUUCACCAAUUGCAAGUCUCGAGCCAGGAAAUAGAUACUGUUUUGAACAUAAAAUGCAGAUUUCAGGAAAUGCAUUUUAAAAGCAACUGGCUGUUUGACUUUAAUUUGGUAAUGGCAGAAAUUCAGCAUUGCAAGGAAAAGAAUGAUUGGGCCAAGUUGGGAGCUUUGUAUGUUAAUGCAAGAACUGCAUGUGAACAUUCUGAUGAUCUUCAGAAAUUGUCUUUAUGCAUUACUGAAAUACUAACAAAAGAUUCUGAGAAAGACAGACCAGGAGUUCCUUUUUGUGAUUUUGCUGAUGCAGUAAUAAAAAAUUCCCAGUGUAACGAAGCAGACAGAAUUUUCAUUGGAAGGGCUGGGAUAAGUGUAAUGAAUUCUUAUCGCAGAGUACUGCAGUGGAUAAAGGGAAGGAAGGUUCUGGAUAAAUUGCAAGAACUACAGAUACAUUUUACAGUUCUGAAAGGACUUAUUGGGUCAGAGAGGUUAGCAUCAAGAUGUCAAAUUGUUAAUACUGCUGCAGAAAUUUUUCUUGAAACAGAAAGUUUAGAUGGAGCGAUACGGGUGUUGAGAGAGUCCGAGUGGAUCACCAAUGCAGCACUGUGGCCCUGCAGUGAAAGUGACAUCAUCAGCCGACAUAACCUGUUAUUUUCACUCAUGCACAAAUACCUGAGGCAGAGUUGCUACAGGCAGGCAUUUGAAGUUCUGCAGAACUUGCCAGGUUUCCAAAAUGGCUGUGAUACUGUAGAUGUUUCUCAGUACAGCCACGUUUUUAACAAGCUGUUAAAUGCCUGUUUUGAGAGCAAGAACCUCGGGGUCUUGUCUUCUGCUGUAGACUUCAUGCUUUCCAAGAAUAUAGCUGUUGAUUUUUUCUUACUUAGAGGACUAAUCACAGGUUUGGGAAGAAGUUGUUUGUGGAGUAAAGCUCGAACCUACUACAAAACUGCUUUGUCGUUGGGUUGCUACCCCCCGCUGGAGGGAAAUCUACGUCACAAAAUACUGCCAAUUCCUUUUUACGUGUCUGAAGUUGAGAUGCUGUUGGCCAUUGAGUUAUUCCUCGUUUCAAAUGCCAGUGAUAUUCAGAGUCCAGGAGCUACUACUCAGAGUUUUCAAAUAGUACUGAAAAGAUGUGAAGACCAGGCAGUUAAGAAUAGCAGUGACUAUCAAGCAGGAAGGGAGAGACUUAUCCUGGCUGCUCGUCUAUCUGAUCCAAAGCUCUUUCUUCGGCACAUGACAGUGAACGUUAAUAUGGAAGAAGUGUACAGCUUGGAGCUCACAUCUGCUCUCAAAUGGCUUAAGGAGAAUAUGAAAUGGGCGGGCAAGGCAAAGCAAGCUCCCCACAUCAUUGCUCAGAAGUUAAGAAGAGGUAACUGAUGCAUCCGAAUCCAGCUUUCUGUCAGUACGGUUUUUCUCUCUAUCACCAAGAUAAACAAGUAGGCAACUCAAACAGGUUUACUGUAAGUCUUAGGCUUCACACUUUCUGAGUCCACUCGGAAUACUGUAGAAAUCUGGUCUUUCUGAUGUGUAUCAGGACUUGAAAAAGGUUUACUGAUCAACAUUCUCAGUACCAUUUUGGCAACAGGAACUCCAUUGCUAAAUAAGAUGUAACGGGUGAGCAAAACUCCAGUGCUGAAUGAAAGGAGCCGGAAAGGAUGAAGAAGUGUUCCAAAGGAGAAAGUUAAGUACAACAAAAACGAUACGGUUUUGCCAAGUCAGCUACCAUAGACAGUACCCAUCUAUUUUCUUUGCCCCAAGUAUAAGUUGCUGUUUCUUAGUAGGUGAAAGAACCUCUGUGUUAGAAAUAAAGCAACUCCGUUAUUAGUUUUAUUUUCCCCUGUGUUGGAGACAAAACGUACACUUGUUUGCAGAUGGAGAGAGAAAAAUGUGGGAAAAAAAUCCCAUGCUGCACUUAGUAGCUACAUCUAGAAAAGCUGUGCUUCUGCAGUGCUUUUUUAGUUACAGUGUAUGAGAAAUGUCUUUUUUCUCUAUGGAAACCUUUUGUCCGUUUUCACUGAUUACAGUGUAUAUAUUUUGGAAAUAUUACUUUUGUAGGUAUGGACAGUUUCUUACAAGGAAAACGGAAUAAUGUCGUUUGGAAGACUUGGAACAAUUUCGUUUCAAAGCACUGAUAGUUUUGAGGGUAUUUUGAAACCCCCAUCUUUGUUGGAAGUGAGAGGUUGGAAAUCGAAGCUUGUUGGUUUAUAUGAUGUUUCAUAUUGUAGUAGAGGGGGGGAGGGAGGGUCAUUCUGGAGGAAUUGUUAAGAUGUUAAUAAAUGUUUUAUUCCUUGUGU